AUCUUCAACAAUCAAAAUCUUUUAUCCGCCCUCAAAAUCCCCUUCGAAACUCAAAAACUAAUGUUCAGGAAGCAAGUCAUGGCAGAGACUUCCCAAAUGCAAAGGGCCACCAAAAGACCCAAAAGAGAAGAAGAAGCAGAGGAAUCAACGAUCCCCAUUAAUCUCCUCCACUCCGGCAUGAACCGCGAGCAGGAGACAUCAAUCAUUGUAUCCGCCCUCAAACGCGUCUUAUUCGGCAGCAGCGGAACUGAUUCCGAUUCCAUUCACGCAUUGGAGUUCCUCCAGAAUCAGGAGUCGGGCCAAACGUCUUCCCCUGCUAACAGCAUAGAACUCGACUGCGGCGGCAUCGACACUUGCCAAUCUUGCCAGAUUGAGGGUUGCUUGGGCUGCCAUUUCUUCACACCCCAAUCAGCAGUAGGAGCAGCAUCAGCGUCAGCGUCAGUAGUGGUAGAGCAGAAGAAGAAAAGGAUGAAGAAGAAAUACAGGGGAGUGCGACAGAGGCCGUGGGGUAAAUGGGCGGCGGAGAUUCGGGACCCAAGGAAGGCGGCUAGAGUCUGGCUGGGGACAUUCGAAACGGCGGAGGACGCCGCCCGGGCGUACGAUAAGGCGGCGAUCGAAUUCCGUGGAGCCCGCGCCAAACUCAAUUUCCCUUUUCCUGAAGACCCAGGAUCUGAUCACAUCAGCCUUCAGAACCAGCAAGUGCAAAAUCAGCAGCAGCAACAGCAGCAGCAGCCACGCUCUAAUCCUAAUCCUUCAAUUCCGACUCAUUCGAUUGAAAAUCGACAAGAGAAUGAUUUCUGGGACAAUCAUGGAGUGGAGGAGUUUGACAAUUGGAUAGUGAUGGACGGUGGCGAUUAACCUGUCGUCCAACUACCGAAACGAGAGAAUUUCUGUUUUAAUUGAAUU
Messenger RNA from Magnolia sinica, 906 nucleotides. RefSeq names its product ethylene-responsive transcription factor ERF109. Lineage: Eukaryota; Viridiplantae; Streptophyta; Magnoliopsida; Magnoliales; Magnoliaceae. The transcript has a single exon. Gene Ontology annotation, biological process: ethylene-activated signaling pathway; regulation of DNA-templated transcription. The coding region runs from base 61 to 858 and encodes 265 amino acids. The record is from RefSeq and is a predicted model, not a curated record. Gene Ontology annotation, molecular function: DNA-binding transcription factor activity; DNA binding.